GGUGGCAGGAGGCCACCUGGUAAUAGGUAAAACAGGGAGGCUCUGGUGGCCCACGCCCCCUUUAUCUCCGUCAUCUUCUCUGUGCCCCAGGGCCCUGAGAGCUAUUAGUAAGCCCAUUUUUCAGAAGUAGAAACAUACACAGAGCCAGGAAGUGAUUUAUUCAGUCUUGGAACAGGGCCGGCCCUGGUGUCAUUUUCCCAGCCUGAGGUUGGCAGUAAGAGAAACAGAAACCCCAGUCAUACUGAAGGGGUGACACAACUCCGCCCUGGGGCUUCCGUCGUCGGGAGUGAGGAUCACUCCCCAGGUGACCAAGAGUCACAAACACAGUUAGACUCAGGGCGAUCUGUGACUGCAGCAGGGAGUGUGCAGGCUGGGGGUGGGGGGGGACGACGACAGCUGGAGCCUGCCUGGAGGCCUUCUCCGUGUGAGCAGCCCAGCAGAGCCCAGUCAGACUCCCACACUGGGGCCCAGACCAGCACUACCAACUCACCAGGACGGUGACCACAGGUCUGGCUUUCACUGUUCAUGAAUCGGACAAAAUGAGGAGGACGGCAGACCAGCACAUUCAACACAGGAAAGAAAUUGUCUGAGUAACCCUGGCUCCUGAGCUCCCAAUCCAGCGCUCUUAAUGGUGCAGGGGAAAUCAGGAGGAGCAUCUAAUGACCACACAUUCCCCAUGACAGCUCUGGGAGGUUUUCUACCAACGUCUGAACAUGCCGCUGCAUCUCCGUUGGUUUUCCCAGUUCUGUAUCAGGGACGAUGAUGGGUGGUCCCCACCUUGUAGAAAUGACAAAGGAGCCAGAUGGGCCUUGAUGACGUCCUACAGGACUAUCCCUUCGAGGACUGGGAGCUGCCUGGAAAGUACCUGCUGCAGCUCUGUCCCCAAAACCUCGAGGCUCUGACCGUGUGGCCUCUGGGCCACCAGGAGCUCAUUCUACAUGGAGUGGAACAGCUCCGGGCCCUGGGCUCUAAGUUACAGACUGAGAACCUCAAGAGCCUAGCCCAGGGGCUGCUGGACAGGACCCAGGCCUUCCAAAGCUUGGUCCAAGGCCGUCUGAGAGACUGUGCUGAGACACCCGCCGAUGUCCUCAAUGCUGCUGUAGAGCUGGUACGGGAGGCUCAUGCCCUGCUCUCUUGGCUCAACAGGUACCUCUUCACUCACUUAAAUGACUUCUCCGCCUGCCAAGAGAUUGGUGUGCUGUGCGGAGAGCUGGGCCAAGUCUUGCAGGAGGAUUGCCUAGAGGCUGAGAAAGAAAGCAACACCCUGAGGAUUUGCGGCCGUGUGGCUGGAAUCUGUCACAACAUCCUGGGCUGCAGCCCGGAGGAGCUGCUGGAACAGAGGGCCGUGUUGGAGCUGGUGCAGCUGGACGACCCUUCCAGCCCCGGGAUCCACGUUGGGGCCCUGCCCACUGCCUCUACUGAAGCCAAGCUUUACUUGACUUGGCCUCUAUCUCUCCAGGGCCUAGAAAUUCACACCACCAGCAACUGCCUACACUUUGUGUCUCGAGUAGGCGUCCAGGCUGCCACCGGCUCCCAGAUCCUGCCCGGAGAUGAGAUCAUCCAAAUCAAUGAGCAGGUGGUGGUCGGCUGGCCCCAUAAAAACAUGCUGAGGGAGCUGCUGAGGGAGCCAGCAAGGGUCAGCCUUGUACUAAAGAAGAUUCCCGUGCCAGAGACCCCCUCAAAGACGCCCCCGGACUCCCCUCAGCGGCUAAGCCAAUCGCUGCCCCUGAACCCACCGUCUCCCAGGGUUCCACGCGAAGGUCUUUUUGACUUCAACCUGUCUACAGAUGGAAACCCCAGCCCCAGCCCUGCGUGGACAGACUCUACCUCCCUUGACGCUCAGCCCACGCCCACUCCCCCUGGGCCACCAGGCACUCUUCCAGAAGAAACAGCAGAACCUCUGGAGGCUUCGGGACACCUUGACAAGAGUCCCACCGUUGGUCGGAAGAAUUCAAAAGGUAUAGCUACAAGGCUGAGCCGCCGGCGGGUGUCCUGCCGAGAGCUGGGUCUGCCGGACUGUGAUGGAUGGCUUCUACUGCGGAAGGUACCCGGUGGUUUUAUGGGCGCUCGCUGGCGUCGCUGCUGGUUCGUGCUCAAGGGACACACCCUAUACUGGUACCGCCAACCGCAGAGGUCUCGUUUGGUUCCAGCACCCACACUCCAGUUCCAGGGAACCCAGUGCCCUCUUCUAACUUCCGUGGGCACUCAGGAUGAAAAGGCGGAAGGACUUAUCAACAUCUCCAAUUACAGCCUGGAGUGCGGGCAUGACCAGAAGAAAAAAUAUGUGUUCCAGCUGACCCACGAUGUGUACAAGCCCUUCAUCUUUGCCGCGGAGACCCUGUCUGAUCUGAGCAUGUGGGUGCGGCAUCUUGUCACCUGCAUUUCCAAGUAUCAGACUCUAGGUCGGGCCCCCUCCGCCAGAGAGGAAGACUGCUACAGUGAGACCGAAGCAGAAGACCCUGAUGAAGAGGCAGGGUCCCGCUCAGCUUCUCCUGGUCCAGCUCAAGCUUGGAAUGACACAUCGCCCUCGGCUUCACCCCUGCAGAGUCCUAGGACCUCCUUUGGCUCUUCAUUAGAUAGCAGUGACAGAGCCCUGGAAGGAAUGGUACAGGGGCUGAGGCAGGGAGGCGUGUCCCUCCUGGGCCAGCCACAGCCCUUGACCCAUGAACAGUGGCGGAGUUCUUUCAUGCGGCGAAACCGUGACCCUCAUCUCAAUGAGCAUGUGCACCGUGUCCGGGCACUACAGAGCACACUCAAGGCAAAGCUACAGGAACUGCAGGUCCUGGAGGAAGUCCUGGGUGAUCCUGAACUCACAGGAGCAAAAUUUCGCCAGUGGAAGGAACAGAACCACGAGCUGUACUCAGAAGGCCUGAGGACCUGGGGAGGGAUGUGGGCCCAGACCAGCUCCCCAGACCCAAACACUGACUCCAGGGGUCAAUCCCCACAGCCUCUACCCUCUGACCCUGAAGAGCCCUCCCAGCUUUUUCCCUCGACCCCAGAGAACAGCCUCCAACCUCCUGACCUCUGACCCUGGCUGAGGACUACUUCAUCCCCAGUCUCUGAUGUGCUUAAAACAUGUCCAAGGGGUCUGUGAGAGACCGGAAGGAGCAUUAGCCCUCAGCUUACCUCCAAACCGGUCCCUCUAUGCUGGGCUUCCACACUUUCUGCUCACAAGUCCCUCAUAGUGGAAGGAAAGUUCCUCUCUUCUCUGUGAGGUAGAAAUCCCUCAACCCAUCCUCAGAUUUGGGAUGUACCUGCCUCCCUGGGUCAUUCAAAAAGGUUUCCCAGACCUUCCUAGGUAGGUGUUUAUUUUACAUGAGAGAUAGUUUUCCACCAAAUAAAGUUGAUUUUUCUGAAGUGAA
Rattus norvegicus (Norway rat) is the source of this 3362-nucleotide messenger RNA. The record is from RefSeq and is a predicted model, not a curated record. Lineage: Eukaryota; Metazoa; Chordata; Mammalia; Rodentia; Muridae.